Paramecium sonneborni is the source of this 802-nucleotide messenger RNA. Lineage: Eukaryota; Ciliophora; Oligohymenophorea; Peniculida; Parameciidae. The record is from the annotation of a GenBank genome assembly.
AUGAGUGAUAAUCAAAUAGACACAAAGAUAAAAUUAAUUUAGAUAGACUCAAUUAACUUUGAUGCUGAAGCAUUUCUUUCUUGCAUUAUCUAUAGAUGUGAUAUUGCAUAAAAUUUAAUUCAACUCCUUUAAUUAGCUAUCCAAAAUAAAUUUAUCGAUGAUCAUAACAAUACAUACAACCUUUAAAUACUCAAGAUUUGUGUAGUACAAUACAAUUAUUUCUAAUUAAUUCAAGGCAGAAAUUUCUUAAACGAAUUUUAAUAUAAAGGCAUGGCAAAUUAAUUGAAAAAGAUCUUUAUCGAUGAAAAAGAAUAUAAAUAAUAAAUUGAAUCUUUUAAAAAAAAAUAAAAUCAAAAAACUAAUCAAUUAAGGCAGGAGCUCAAAAAUAAUAAUAAUCUAUGCAAAUAAUAACAAAAAGUAAUAAUGUAUUUUAAAACACUAGGACUUAGGAUAAGAAUUCAAAAAUAUUGAAUAAUACUUAAAGGAAAAAAAUCUAAAAGAUCUUAAAUUUGAAAGACUAUAAAAUCAACUUCUUACAAAAUAAUAAAUCAAUUAUGAUAUCUACCAUUAUUUUUUCAAAAUUUAUUACUAGUCAAAGUGGUUUAAACCGUAAAACCAAACAAUUUAAUCAAUAAAGUAAAUAAAUAAUAUUUAAUAUAGAUUGCAAUGUUAUAUUACCUAAUUCUUAAAAUUAGAUAGUGAAUAUCCAAUCUAAUUUUAUUAAGACUAAAUGUUAAUAUUUGAAAAAAUCAAAAAUGAUCAGCCUCUAGACUACUAUAAAAAUAUUAUUUAAUAAAAUUGA